Molecule: messenger RNA, 597 nt
Organism: Erpetoichthys calabaricus (reedfish)
Lineage: Eukaryota; Metazoa; Chordata; Cladistia; Polypteriformes; Polypteridae
Gene: nop10
Product: NOP10 ribonucleoprotein homolog (yeast)
Exons: 2
Coding region: 137-331 (64 amino acids)
Biological process (GO): snRNA pseudouridine synthesis; positive regulation of telomerase RNA localization to Cajal body; rRNA pseudouridine synthesis
Cellular component (GO): box H/ACA telomerase RNP complex; box H/ACA snoRNP complex
Molecular function (GO): telomerase RNA binding; box H/ACA snoRNA binding
Source: RefSeq, a predicted model, not a curated record
GGAGCAUUACGACAACCGGAAGUGACGUAUAUUUCUUGAGCCGCCGAUGUGACGGCAGAUUUGGCGACUCGCACUAUUGUGUAGAAGAACGUGCGGACUCGUGGGUUGUGUCUCGUGUAAAUCUUUUAAAGAAGUCAUGUUUUUGCAGAUUUAUUUCAAUGAAAACGGGGAUCGGGUGUAUACUUUGAAAAAGGUGGAUGCUAAUGGGCACCCCACAAGUUCGGCACAUCCAGCGCGCUUCUCUCCAGACGACAAGUACUCUCGUCACCGCAUCAUCUUGAAGAAGCGCUUUGGUCAGCUCCUCACUCAGCAGCCUCGCCCAGUGUUAUGAAGCCAGCGAUGGCACAGAUCCAGACAUUUAAAGACUUUAUUCUACACACGUCCUAUUCUCUUUUCCGAAGGAUCGUGAUGGCACAGAGGAUUGGAGCAGCAUAAGGAGGACUUCACCAGUUGGGCUGGAUUUGUGCUGCCCAUUGUUCUCACAUGUAGUGGACGUUAAAAGACAAUACAUUGUCUACCCAGACAUCGCUGAAAUGAAUUGCUGUUGGUUUACAUCUCCGUGAAGUGUGAAUUCCUACAAUAAACGUGUUUUAUUUA